Pygocentrus nattereri (red-bellied piranha) is the source of this 5478-nucleotide messenger RNA. It is a transcript of the gene cldn23l, whose product is annotated as claudin-23. Gene Ontology annotation, biological process: bicellular tight junction assembly; cell adhesion. The record is from RefSeq and is a predicted model, not a curated record. NCBI's taxonomy places the organism in Eukaryota, Metazoa, Chordata, Actinopteri, Characiformes, Serrasalmidae. Gene Ontology annotation, cellular component: bicellular tight junction; plasma membrane. The transcript has 2 exons. Gene Ontology annotation, molecular function: structural molecule activity. Bases 1548 to 2234 code for a protein of 228 amino acids.
GUGUGAGCUUGGAGCCGAGACAGACCGAUGGAGUCAGACACACAUACACACAACAGUAACUCGCACUCAUCCCGACACCAAGGAAAUCGAAUAAUUCUAUCUCAAGUGUUUGAAGAAGUUCAUCUGGACUGGGAACGCCUUGGAGCAGGAAACAUCUGGAGUCAUCUCUCCACGGACUGCGCGUGAUCAUCUCCUGGUCUUCGAGGCUUCUGUUGUUUCUGAUGUCGUUUAGCCUGAAUGGCAAGACGCUAAACUCGUAAAAACCUUUUUUAGCUCAACACGACUUUUCUUGGAAACUACGUUACUCGCGGUUUCUCGUAAGAUCCAAGCAUUCAAAGAGUGGGACGCUAAAACAAUCAUCUUUUUUGAUCAACGUUCCUUUUCCUGGGAACUAGGUUACCUUCUGAACUGAUGCUGAAUCCUCCAUUACCACAUGAAGAGCAGAAAUCCGACACUCUGAGCUCAAAUUUCAUUUUUUGAGGAGAAACAUUAUUAUCUAAAGACUUGGAACUACAUCACCCAUCUGUUUGAAAAGCAACAUAACCUUUCCAGCUUAACGUUCUUUCUCCAGGGAACUCCAUUACCAUCAAAACAGCAGGAUACUGCCAUCGUGAUAACCUUUCAAAGCAACUCUAUUUCUAAGGAACUACAUUAACCACUUCUAUGAGGAGCUGCAUAUCGAUCCUCCAUUAGAGCAGGAUCUGUAAAUCCCAACAAUUAUUCUGGGAAAUCAUUCAUUUGAAAAGCAGGGAAUCCGGAAAAAAUGCUUUUCUAGGGACAAUCUUUGCUCUUAGGAACCACCUGUCCAAACAGCAGGACACAUAAACCCAAAGAACCAACUGAUCAUCCCUUUUUUCCAUAGUAAGAGCUGGACACAAUCUCAAAGUAGCCUUUAUAGCUUUAUAUUCCUCUUCUAUGGGUCUACAGUAUCCACCUGUCAGGACCAUGGACACUAUUGAGAAGCCCAGAUUACUGCAUUAAGGGAGCUAUCUAUCUGUAUGAAGAGCAGUACGAUUACACGCUACAUUUUCACCCUGACCAAAAAAAGUUAUAUUACUGCCCUCUGUUAGUGUAUAAGAGCAGGACAAAAUAGAACAUCCUCUUCAGCUCAACGGCCCUUUUCCAGGGAACUGCAUCACCAUCCAAAGAGCUCAACAUUUGCUUUUCAAGGAAACCACAUUACCAUCUCUAAUGACUGUAUAAGGAGGAAGACACUCAGCAUCAUUUUCAAAGGAACUUUAUUACUCACUCUUGUUCUUAAGGCCUAAAUGUCCACAAAGUAGAGCCUUGAAAUCCUUUUAAAGUCAGCCUUGCUUUUUAGGGGGGACUACAUCGCCUUCCUCCUAUUCUAUACAUGGAUCAAGACGAUCAAAUCUACUCAAAAAACGAUUAUUAUGCUUUGCUAUAAGAUUACAACCCAUGAUACUUAAGAGAACCUCAAAUAACCUUUUCAGCUCUUUUCGGGGAACUACAUUACCAUUCUUUACUAAAACCUAUAUAACCAUUUGAGCUCAGCACUCCUUUUCUGGAAAACUACAUUACCCACAAUGCACACCCCAGCAUCCAUGGUGACAGGCAUCGUCUUCGCCCCACUGGGAUUGGUGCUGGUGUUCACGGCAGCCAUCACACCUCAGUGGAGGGAGGGGCAAGCUCGGCUAGGUGGAGUCGGGAGAGCUGUGGGUGGAGCCAAAGGGGCGGAGCUCCUUCUCCUUCGCUCAGACGGCCUGUGGGAAAGCUGCCUGCAGGUGGCGCACUCUGAGCUCAGAGAGUGCUGGCCAGUGUCUGGACCAUACCAGCGUGAUGCCCGUGUCCGAGCGGCCCAGGGCCUGGUCCUGUCCUCCCUCUUCCUGUGUGGAGCUGGGAUCGUACUGGCCAGCAUCGGUCUGCGCUGCUGGACGGAGACUCCCCUCAGAAAUGUUGCAGGUGCUGGUGGCCUGCUGGUUGCACUGGGGGGCGUGCUGGGCCUGGCAGCUCUGGGAAUCUAUACUCAUCACCUGCAGGAGCUUGGAGUGGAGCUGGCCUCCACAAUGUCCGAAUUCCAGGGGCUAAACAUCCACAAGCUGCCUAGCCUGACUCUGCGACCGGCUGGGUCGCUCUAUUUCGGCUGGGUGGGGGCGUGGGUGCAGGUGCUUGGGGGGGUGGCACUGCUGUUUGGGUUCAGGCGCCCGCAGUGCCCAUCCUGCCCCAAACGGGCAGAUACGGAGAGGGCAGAGGCGUACGAGGUGAGCUACUAGAUGUAGCUUUGGAGAAAAACUGUGCUCCAAACAGGGCAGGACCUGCAAAGUUCUUGACUUUUGACCUCAAAGAAUUCUGGAAAACAUACCAGGAGAUAAUGUUGGGCUGGAUCUUGGAAGAAAAACAACACAUUUGAUCAGGUUUUUGUAUCAAAUCUAAACUGAACUAUCACAGAACACAGGUCUUCUGAUCACAACAGUAGCCACGUGUAGCCCAAUGUUAACAUACAGUCAUAUGUAAAAGUUUGGGCACCCCUGGUCAAGUUAUUAAUUAAUAAUACACAUCCUGCACCUUUUAAUACACACUUACUGUUUAUUUGCUGAAUCUGAAAUUUUGAACAUUAAAUGUGGCCUGUACAAAACUUACAUACAAAUACAUUUCAUGUAUUUUGUUUUACAGUAGAUGAAACUUAGCAAAUAAAAAGAAAUUGUGCAUUAAAAUUUGCAAUGAGGGUGCUCAAACUUUUGCAUACGACUGCAACAACAACUAGCUCACUAUGUAAUAUAUAAGAAGUACAGUUCCUUUAGGUCAGUCAACUCUUCCACAUGUUUGCACUGGUUUGUUUAUUUAUGUUUACAUUAUGUAUUCAGUGCUUGACUCAUACUUCUCUGCAUAUAGAUGAAGAAAAUGGUUGGCUUAGUGAUCAAACCCACUCAUAAAAGGUUGUAUUGUUCUGCCACGGAGGAAAUCUGAAUCAACCAUGGAUUUUAAUGCCUUUAAAUUGUCUCAAAACAAGUGUUUACCACUAACGAUAUGGCUUGACAUCACAUCGCCGCCUCUCUGCGAACUAUAAUCAGUUGUGGCUGUUGAAUUCUGGCAGGAAUGCUGGGUAUUGUCCCACUGGUGGCAGUUUGGAUAUUCUGGCCUUCUGAUUGUCCGGAAUGCAGCAAAGGGAACUUUUGGAUGCAUCAUUGGAGGAAAAAUGGACUCUUCCCACUGACAGUACUGUAACCACCUGCCUCCCUACAGAGGGCUAAAUGCUAAAGGCUAAUUAAUUCAGUUUCACUUAUGUAGCGCUUUCUACAACAUAUGUUGUCCCAAAGCAGCUCGUCCAAAAAUGUGAGCGCCCCCUAAUAAGGUAAGGCAGUAAAACAUCUCUAAGUGCAUGACGAAGAACCACUGAGAGGAACCAAGACUCAAAAGGAGAACCCGUCCGUCUCCGGGCCCCACCAGAAGCAAUGGAUGUUUAAUGAUGUGUUAAUGAAGACAGAGCAAAGUGUGCUGCAGACACAUAAUAGACAGGUGGCCUGAACAUCUGCUCAUUUGGAUGUAGUUAAAGUACCUGACAUUAUAUUAAUGCUAAGGAUCCUGAUGGGCCUAUAUUUAAAGCUUUUUACAGUAAGAUUAGCAGAAAUGUCAUCUGUUGCCUCUUGCACUGGGCUGUUUUUCAGCUUUCAUUGAUUCUGAUCAGCCUCUUUUCAAAUGGCAGUGAUCUCUUUGUUGGUUUGCAAUAAUGACAUCUUUUUAAUAUGUUAAGUUAUUAACACAUUAACCCUCUGGGCUCUGAGGUCAUUCUCUCGAUUUGUGCAUAUCUUCUUACAUUCUCCUUUAAAGGGUCUCCAUAUAACAUGUACUUGAGAUGCUCCGUUAUCUUCAUCACUACUUUCCAAAACUGCUGCAGCAACUUCAGCAGCUGUAAACUCUCUGCAUGCCACUUCACGUGUGUCUCCAAUGUGGGUUUUCGGUGUGAUGGUCAGUCAUUAAUGAUUUCCUGAGUGUCCAAAAAUAAGAUGCACGUAAAUAAUUUGACAAUAAAACAUUUUCUUUAAAGGAACAGCCAGGAAUGCCUGGAAAAACCUGAAUUUCUUUUUCACAAAUAUUUCUGUAAUAUUAUCAUAAUAUUAUUUUUCUCUAUAUAAACUGCUCAGGCAGUAAUAUGAUCAGUUAUUGCAAACCUAUAAAGAAAGCAAGGUCACUUCUAUCUACAAAUCAAGGGGUCAAACAAUUAGGGCGGUGCAUAUGAGCAAAAAAAACACUGAUCCUAGAUUAAUUGCUGCAUUUUUAGUAAGGCUGAACAAUGUGGCCUGCUUUGUGUUUAUGUAGCUCCUAGUUUUUAUACCAUCGCUGCCCUCUUUGCCAGUGAAAGUAGCUGUAACAUGCUGGGAGGUAGCGCACAGAUGAAUGUCAAUUAAUUACAGUGUUUAUUUUCAAUUAUCUUCAUCCACAUAUGCAUUCUUUCCUAGCUACUGUUGUGAGUUUGGACAAGCUUUACAGAGCCCUGGUAAAAAUCCCCUUCGAACUAAUGAGAAACUGUAGAACAGACUCAGUUUAUAUCACAAUACCUACAUUUAGAGCCAGUUAUUCAUUUAACCUAAUGAGAAACCGUAGAACAGACUCAGUUUAUAUCACAAUACCUACAUUUAGAGACAGUUAUUCAUUCAACCUAAUGAGAAACUGUAGAACAGACUCAGUUUAUAUCACAAUACCUACAUUUAGAGUUUCUUAUUAGGUUUAAUGGGAUUUUUACCAGUGUCCUCUAAAGCUUGUCAAAACUCACAACAGUCACUAUGGAGGAACACACUGUGGGCGGAGCCUGGGGAAGGGAAUUUCAAUCUAAAUUGAGGGCUGCAAAAUCAAAGCUGCUUUUAUUUCUGAUGGUCUACUUCAUUAAUGUUUUACUGUUGUUAUUAUAGAGUCCAACUGUGAAGCUAAAGCUGCUUGUUUAGUGGUGAUGUGCUUUUGUACUGAGGCUAUUUUUCUUAUUCUGAGAGCCUUUUACUGAUGUUCAUUGUGAGGAGUGUUUGAUUUGUCAGACGCUAUCAACAUGCAAAGCUUACAGGGUAUUAAUUAACCCAUUUAAUCCCAAACUUUCUACAGCUAAGUAAGUGCAAGAAUUACUAUAAGCUUUAAUAUAGAAAUCAGUAUAACUGUUAUUCUUGGCCAUAGCUGUAUCUGGUGGGGAACUACAGAGCCAGAAAUUAGACCCAAUUGGACGAGAAAUAAAAUGAACUACAAUCAUUUUAAUUUAUUAACAGUAGGCCCUUUAAAGAUUAAUUCCACCAACUAUGGUGGUUAUAUCUGUAUUAUAACAUGUUUAGUACAUUUUGUAAAGUUUGAUGCAGAUAUUCUCAGGAACAUGCUUGAAGCUCAUGGCUCUGGUCAUGUGACUAAUUAAGGAAUAAAUGGGUUAAUAGCUCAAUUAAAUGAAGAAAUACAUCUAAAAGUGUUACUGAGUACACUGAAAUAAAGUCAUGUGCAUUUGCUUGGUUCAAAUGUGUAUCAGGUCUGCAUUAAUUAAAUAUA